AUGGCCACUCCAAGGUACAGCAUCCCUGAGGAAUUCAAGGACCAGCUUCGCUUUGUCGAGGCUGCCGAUGCUCGCUCCGAUGAUGAAAUACUAGCAUCGCUGCGAAAAGCAGCUCCCUUGACCUCUUCCGAGAAGAAUAUAUGGGCCUUUUGGGACUCCGGCAUUGACAAGAUGCCCUCCUGGACCCGUCGCAAUGUCAUCAAUUGGGCACGCCUAUGCGGUCCAUCAUGGACAAUCCGAGUCCUGGACAUGGUCCCUGACUCUCCUAACAAUGCAUUGAACUUUGUACCACCUGCCAUGCUUCCACAGGCUUUUACGAAGGGCACAUUGAAGGGACCCUAUAUCGGACCACAUAGUGCAGAUUUCCUUCGUGGCGCCUUGACAUAUCUCUAUGGUGGCGUAUUCAUGGAUGUGGGCAUUAUUCUCGUCCGCAGUCUAGACAAGAUAUGUUGGGAUAUCCUUUCCGAUCCCUCCAAACCUCAACAAAUCAGUGUGCCAUGGAUGUACGGCACAACAAUGGCGAAUCACUUCGUCGCUGCUCGCCAGCAUGAUCCUUUCAUCAAAAGAUGGCACGACCUGUUCGUGUAUCUCUGGGAUGGAAAAGAUAUCUACGAAGGUCUAUCAUCAAACCCGCUACUGGCGUUUACUGCAAAACUGGACUUCUCCGCCUCGCGAAGCAGAGGAUUUGCAUGGGAUUUUCAGGUGGGGCCGAUGGUAGUGUUUGACUAUAUUACCCAGGUUACUGCGUGGUUGAGAUUGUGCAUGCUUGAGGAUGCCGGAGAUGGCUUUAGUUGUGCGGAUUACGCGCAAAAGAACAUACUCUGGUUCGAUGCGCUGGAGGAGGACUGGGCGGCGGAGAAAGUCAUCGGGUACCAGGGUGAGAAGUUGUUCGAGGUUUUGACAACGAGGCUUGAUGAGGACCCGGAGUCGGAUCGAUAUAAGAAGGCUUACGAAGCUGUUUGGAGAAUUUUAACAAAUUCGAGUAUGCAAAAGGUUACUCAUGGGAAGAAGUUGACCAAGACUGCGGCUUUGGGUGUGUUGUUGGAUAAGCCUGAGAAUGCGAACAAGGAUAUUGAACCUGGGACUUUUGCAGAUUUGUUGAGAUAUGGAAGUGUGCACUUUGAGCAGACUCGUUCCCAGAUUACGAUUAUACAAACUGAGAAGCCAGCGGAGACGAUGAAGAAAGGAGUAUUUGAGCCUUAG
Molecule: messenger RNA, 1203 nt
Organism: Talaromyces amestolkiae
Lineage: Eukaryota; Fungi; Ascomycota; Eurotiomycetes; Eurotiales; Trichocomaceae
Exons: 1
Coding region: 1-1203 (400 amino acids)
Molecular function (GO): glycosyltransferase activity
Source: RefSeq, a predicted model, not a curated record